Pungitius pungitius (ninespine stickleback) is the source of this 4982-nucleotide messenger RNA. It is a transcript of the gene gsk3ba, whose product is annotated as glycogen synthase kinase 3 beta, genome duplicate a. Gene Ontology annotation, biological process: regulation of microtubule cytoskeleton organization; extrinsic apoptotic signaling pathway in absence of ligand; negative regulation of canonical Wnt signaling pathway. Gene Ontology annotation, molecular function: tau-protein kinase activity; ATP binding; beta-catenin binding. The coding region runs from base 879 to 2162 and encodes 427 amino acids. The record is from RefSeq and is a predicted model, not a curated record. The transcript has 11 exons. NCBI's taxonomy places the organism in Eukaryota, Metazoa, Chordata, Actinopteri, Perciformes, Gasterosteidae. Gene Ontology annotation, cellular component: glutamatergic synapse; cytoplasm; axon.
CCACCAGCGUGAACCUCCUCCCACCACGGCGGAGCAAUCCCUGCAACCUUUUACGGAAACUGCGCAAGUAACGUGCGUAGCGACAAAGACAGCGAGCCCAAAACCCUAUGGGGAAGGAAUGAAAAAAGAGAUUCGGUAUCGUCGCACUCUGUACCUAAAGACCAUCGCUUUCCGAAGAGUCGCUGGCCCGGAAGCCUCGGCGAGGACACCGACAUUUGAGGCAACAAGGGCGGCCUUUUGAUUCCGCGCGGAGCCACCGAAUUGGUUGAGGAAAACUGUGACAACUGGCAGAUUUUCCGUUGGACGGUCCGCAGGCUAGGCUAUAGCGAGGGAGCCGCCAUGGCAGUCGGAUCACCGAGCCUCCACAUCGGGAUAUGAAGAGCCACUGCAUGUGUCCCCAACUGUCGAGGAAAAACGCCGCAUUAACCGCAGAACCGCGCCGGGAUCAGCUCUCCUAACACUCGAUCUCGCCCUUCUUUUUGUGAAGGAGGAUUCUUCACCCAGAAAGACAUCGGGAUUGGUUUUAUUGGAGGUGGGGGCGGAGGGGGACGCACAGGGAGAGGCCAGAUUCAUGACUAUUUUAGUCGGAGACGUGUCUUCAAAAGGUCCGCCGAGAGCAACAAACUGGAAUCUAAGGAGGAAAAUGCUGCUCUGAUUGGCCGUUGAUGGCUAGGGAAGGACAAGAUUUUUAGGUGAUAGGAACUUAACGUUAGCGGGAUAAAGGGAUUAUAGUGCUUUUUCAAUUUACUCUCAUCCUUCUUUCGGAUGAGAAGGUUCGGCCAAGCGACCAGUGCCGCCGAUUAGCAAGUCACAGACUGCAUCAAGUCAAGAGCGUGAGCGAGAGAGAAGGGACGCGAGAGAAUCGAAGGGAUCGGAUCAUGUCUGGUCGGCCCAGGACCACAUCCUUCGCGGAGAGCUGCAAACCAGUGCCGCAGCCCUCGGCUUUCGGCAGCAUGAAAGUCAGCAGAGAUAAAGAUGGCGGCAAGGUAACAACAGUCGUGGCCACCCCAGGCCAAGGCCCCGACCGGCCACAGGAGGUGAGCUACACGGACACCAAGGUCAUCGGCAACGGCUCGUUUGGCGUCGUCUACCAGGCCAAACUCUGCGACUCGGGAGAGAUGGUGGCCAUCAAGAAGGUCCUGCAAGACAAGCGAUUUAAGAACCGCGAGCUGCAGAUCAUGAGGAAGUUGGACCACUGCAACAUUGUCCGCUUGCGCUACUUCUUCUACUCCAGUGGAGACAAGAAAGAUGAAGUGUAUCUGAAUUUGGUUCUGGAUUACGUUCCCGAGACGGUCUACAGAGUGGCCCGACACUACAGCCGAGCCAAGCAAACUCUGCCCAUGGUUUAUGUCAAGUUGUACAUGUACCAGCUGUUCCGGAGCCUGGCCUACAUCCAUUCUUUUGGGAUCUGUCAUCGGGACAUCAAGCCCCAGAAUCUGCUGCUGGAUCCAGAGACCGCUGUGCUCAAGCUCUGCGACUUUGGCAGUGCGAAGCAACUGGUCCGCGGGGAGCCUAACGUGUCUUACAUCUGCUCUCGCUACUAUCGAGCCCCUGAGCUCAUCUUUGGCGCCACCGACUACACCUCCAGCAUAGACGUGUGGUCAGCUGGCUGUGUUCUGGCAGAGCUGUUGCUAGGACAACCGAUCUUCCCUGGUGACAGUGGAGUGGAUCAAUUGGUUGAAAUUAUCAAGGUUCUCGGGACCCCAACCCGAGAACAGAUUCGUGAGAUGAACCCCAACUACACCGAGUUUAAGUUCCCCCAGAUUAAGGCACAUCCUUGGACUAAGGUGAGUCAACAGGUGUUCCGGCCGCGUACGCCUCCAGAGGCCAUCGCCCUGUGCUCUCGCCUUCUGGAGUACACGCCCACGGCUCGCCUCACCCCGCUAGAGGCCUGCGCACACUCCUUCUUUGACGAGCUGCGCGACCCCAACGUCAAACUGCCCAACGGGAGGGAGAAGCCCUCGCUCUUCAACUUCACCACCCAAGAGUUAUCCAGUAAUCCCUCUCUGGCCUCCAUACUCCUGCCUGCCCACGCCCGCAGCCAGGCCGCCGCCUCUACCCCAACCAACACCUCUGCCACCACAGAUGGCAGCAGCACAGAGCGCGGUCCCAGCACCACCACCACCGCCGCCUCGGCCUCGGCCUCCAACUCCACCUCCUGAACCCACAGACGCCCCGCCCCGCCCCAGUCUCAGCCCCGGCCCACGGCCUCUCCAUUGCCCCGGCCGGGGGUGCGUUCAGCUCUCCUCCCUGAACAGCAGCGGAGUGAUGCGAACGCUGUCCGGGUUCAACAGCCCCACGCCACAACCACAAACGCAGUAUCCCUGACCAACCCCCAACCCCCCCCCACCCCCACCCCGACCGGCCGCUCACCCGGCUUAGAACUCUGCUCCAUCCUCCGUUAGAGGCGUCUCUCUGUGCCCUUUCAAAGAGGAAAAGAAAGCGCAGGGCCAGAGCUGUUGUUGACUGUACUAUUGAUUAGAGUACACUGUACAUGUAUACACAAUGCUAGCCUGCUAAUGUUUGUAAGAGGACAAUCUGUAGACAAAGUCCUGAGCUUUUCCCCUGGCCACCCCCCCAUGUGUGUCCUCUUCCAAAAUGUCCCAUUUUUCUGCAUCCUAUGACCUCUGACCUCAUGUGUCUCCUGGCCGAUCCCACCUAUGGUUCCUCCUGUAGUGCAUGGCCUGAGUAUGGGUGGGAGGGGGGGUCAUCCACCCCUUUCACUUCUCAACUUCACCUCCACAGACAAGGCAUGAGGCUCACGCGCGGGUACACACAUACUCAUAAAAACACACACACACACACGCACAUCCCCACACACAUGGGUGCAUGAUGAUCCUGAUAUAUGUGGAAAGAAUCAGUCCACUUGUGUGGGUAAAGUUUGGACAUUAUUAUUUUUUUUUUUUGCCUCGGGUUGUUUUUAAAUGGUCAGAAAAGCUGUUUUACUCGACCUUGUUUUUAAUUUUUGUUUUGUACUCCUGGGCAGAUGUCUUUGGAUGUGACAUGUAUCUGGUCCUGUGUGCUUGUAUAAUAUAUACAUACAAUACAAACAUGCAUACAUACAGUUUAUAUAUUACUUUUCCUUAUGUAUAAAAGUAUAUAUAGAUAUAUGUAUAUUAACUACAAUGGUUCAGAUGUCAAUUAUGGUGAGCUCCUAUCUGGCAGAGCAGUGGCAAUAUUUGCCACUGCCUAAGGACAAUAGAGUUAGAUAUGGUGGUGUUUUUGUUUUCUUUGCUGGAGUGUGGUUAGAUUCCAGCAGUCUCUUCCUUGUCUCUUUUAUGGCUGUAGAUGGACUUAGGGCAUUGCUCUAGUUCCCGUCUUCGUACUGACUCUGUCCGUGGCGAUGUGACCGUGCAGUGUAGACAAACCGCUGAACCGGUCUGUGAAGAAUUCUCUUUCCACACUUCUUUCCUCGACACCUUGAGAGGUCUCGUGUUGUGACCACUGACUGAAGUGUUAGCCUAGCCUUCGUUCUCACCCACAUAGAGCCACUCGGUACAGUCUGUCCAAGCGUCUCAUCGACAGAAUACUCACUACAUUAAAAAAAUAAAAUAAAGAGGAAAUGAAAAAAGCAGAAUUUGUAUAUACAGUAUAAAUGCGCCUCACCAAAAUUCUGACAUGUAUGACUUGUAUGUUUAUUUUUUUCAGGUUUUGUUUUUUUAUGUUUAUGGUAUGUAUAUAUGCAGACCCAUGUACUGUUUAUGAGCAAAAACAAAGACGAAAAACGGUAUGGAGACAUGAAAAAAGAUUUUAAAAAACAAAGCAAUCAGGGCAAAACUGAUGUUUGUGGAAAUUGUAGAGAUGAAGAUGAUGAUGAUGAUGAUCAGCUUUAUCCAGCCAUAUGUUCAAUCUUACCUGUACAGUAGAUGACAGCUGUAUUAUUGUAACAAGAACUAGUCAUGUAUAGUGUAACUAUAGUUUGGAGUGCCUUUGCUUUCAUACACCUUCGCCUUGUUUCCCUCCUCACCCAGCAGCCCCCCCUCGCCAUCACUGUCUCACCCCCAUUGUGACUCUCCUUUUGAAGGUCCUGCUAUCCUGCAACACACAUGCGCACACACACACACACUCUGUUCCCACUUGAAUAUCAGCUCCCUCCAUUUUGCACCAUUUCCCCCUUUUUUUUUUCCAUUGCACAUUUCUUGUAAUAUACAGACAUUGUUAAUUGUAAGAUUUUUUUUUUUUAGAUUUUCCUUAAUUGAAGACACAAUUAUAUGAGUGUUUUAAUACUUUAUCUUGGGACACAGCUGCACGCACACAUGUAUACCAUAGUUCUGGCACAGGGCUCCGGGGUAUGAAGUGAGGUGAGGGGGUCCUCCUAUACAGUGUAUGUAAAUGUAUAUACACACAACACAGCACCGUGCCGGUGUUAAUCACAGUGUUGGUUCUGUUACCAAAGCCAAAAUAGGAUGUAGUUGUCAUCCUCCGAGGCAGUAACGCAUCCUGUCUCUUCUCUCUGGAUAUUUUGUUAUUAAUCUGUCCUCUUGCCUCCUCUCCUUCCCGUCGGCAUACUUGGGCGGUGGGAGGGAUUCAGUAGCACCUAAGGUCGAGUCAUGUAGCCUCUCUUCUGUCUCCUGCUUGCUGUAAUUUUGCAUUCAUGGAUGUGUUGGUAGCCACCACAGAAAAGUUUGAGCACCUCCCCCUAUCCCUAACUCUAGUUCAAUAAAACACCACAAAGGUUCCCAAGACAAGCAAGCAUACAUGCUAGUAUAAUAUAUAAUACAUUAUAAUAUAUUAUACUAGCAUUUACAGUAUGCUACCUAGGGUAAAAGAAAAAUCAUGGAAAAUACUACAAAAGCAUCCUGUAUAACAGUACUACUACUUGAAUGCCUCCGUUUGUGACUGAAAUGUUUUUUUUUCUUCUGUUCUGUGAAGGUAAGCUAAAUGUGCACCUGUGUAAAUAUAUUCCCCUUGCGUGCUCUGAGGAAUAGUUCCCUGGUACUGUAAUUUGCAUUAAAUAAAGAGUAGGUUAGCCUGGAAAUGAU